AUGCCCGCUUAUUCUUGGUGUGCUAUAUAAGUGUGAAAGUGACAGGCAUAGUGACAAGUGAUAAAAAUGCGAUCGUACUACAGCUGCAGAUCUCAGAAUACAAUAAGAAGAAAAGGACUAGGGUUUUCCCAUUAGAUUGAUCUUUAUUGUUAUUAAAAAAAAAGUCAAAAUUAAUCUGUUUAUUUCAUAAAAAACAUGUAUUUUUUCUAACUUAACUACUAAUCUUAAAGUAAAAAAAUAUUUUUUGAGUUAAGGAGUCUAGGUGUAUAGAUUUAGGUGGUUUGGGUUUGGGAGGGGCUUGAACCCAAUGAGGGUAGAUUUAAGCAGACACCUCAACAUGUUUCUUCUAACCUUCCCCUCUAUCCGGUACUGUAUUUCUAGGUCCGUCUAAAUCUCUAGAGUUUAAUUUCUCUACGCAACCCUAAAAAGUAACCAAUCAUAAUAAGUUAAUAGCUAAGCUCGACUGUACGCGUAAUGAAAUUACUUUAUUACAGAGUUGCUGACAGCAUGAUUCCUAGCAAGGGGCGAAUUCGUUUAGCAAGUUUCUUUAAAGGACAUUUUUAUGAAAGAAUUACGCAUAGAAAGACGCCAUGAAAUCGUUUCGAAGGAAAGAGUCCAGCACUCUUCCAUUGGUUCCAGUAACUGAGGAAUUGGAGUUCAAGCCAUUCCGUGAAACUUACAAGAUAAUCACUUUCACAAUGAUCGUCGGCAUGCUGUACCCUACGCCAAACACUGAAGUGUGCAGAGUAGUUGGCAUCCUUACGAUACUGGUGACAAUGUCACCGGUAUGUAUCGUAGCCCUAUUGGACAUGUGGAACAGCUGGUUUAGAGGGGAUAUUAUCAACAUCAUCCGACACACCACAGUUAUUGGACCGUUCCUUGGAGCUAUCUUUAAGAUGAUGCUGUUUUUCUACAGUAGGAAAGAAGCCUGGAGCAUUAUUAAAAAAAUGGAUUCCGAUCACGCUCGAUACAACACCCUCCCCGAGCAACACAAAGAAAUCGCCCGUCGGCACAUACAAAACACUCAGUACUACAGCGAAAAAUGCUGGUCAAUAACAGUCGCAACGUGCGUCCUAACGUUCCCGCUCACCGCCGUCGUCCUAACCUUCUACAAUUAUACCUUCAAAGAAAACCCAGUCAAAUACAUGAUUCACGAUAUCGACAAACCGUUCUCACCGCGAGAAGACCGAUUCACCUCCCCAUACUUUGAAAUCAUGUUCUUCUAUAUGAGUUAUUGUUCUUUAUUUUAUAUCAUUAGUUUCACGGGUUUUGAUGCGUUUUUCGGGAUAACUAUUAACCAUGCUUGUAUGAAGAUGGAGUUGGCUUGUAAGACUAUGGAGGACGCGAUGUUGGAGAGGGAUAGAGAUAGUCGGCAUAGGAGGAUGCUGGAUGUUAUCUCGGAGCAGAAUGACUUAUUCAGGAUGGUGGAGCUCAUACAAGAAACUUUUGCCAUAUGGCUUGGAAUAAUCGUCAUUGCAACCAUGCUUCAGAUUUGCAACUGCAUGUACCAGAUUAUUGAGGGCUAUGGAAUUGAUCCCAGAUACCUAGUAUUCAUUGUAGGCACCAUUGCUCACAUAUACCUUCCGUGCCGUUACGCCGCUAAAUUACAAGUCAGCGCACUAGAGGUCGCCACUCAUUUGUACUGCUGCGGCUGGGAGCGAGUGAACGACGAGCGAGCGCGAAAAAUGAUCGUCUUCAUGAUAGCACGCGCACAGGUCCCGAUGAAAAUCACAGCUUUCAACAUGUUCGAUUUCGACAUGGAGCUGUUCGUCUCCGUAAGUAAUCGACAUUAUAAUAUAACACGUACACGGUCAAUAAGUUUUUUGUCAACAAUUUCAUUUUUGAUGCAACCUUUUAUCGCCGACUGUACUUUUCUAGUAAUACUUAUCGAUACAAUUCUAAUAACCCCAAACACAAUGAGGUUGCGUUAAUUUAGCCUUAAACUAGCGACUGCGUAAACUCAAACGCAGUGCAUCUCGCUUGCACCAAUGAGGGAGUGAAUAUGUCAGUGUCAAACUCGUGGUAACGAUACUGAUGGGCUAUGGGAAAUUUUCGAAAAUUGCGAACUUUCCACAUUUAAAAAUAUCAGAAACUUCUCAUAUUAUUUUAUGGUGAUCGAUAUUUUCUGUUUCCAAAACGGAAAUUUCUUUAAUAUCCUAUGAAAUUUUCCUAAAAUCUCCUAGAACUUAUCCAACUUUUUUGAAUCUUUCUGGAAUUUGCACAUCUGUAGUUUUGUCUUAGCAAAUCUACUAGUGAUGGUUGCAGCCAAUGAAAUACGGCGUUUCGUGAACCGAAGAUUUCUUUAGAACCCAAUGAUU
Messenger RNA from Cydia pomonella (codling moth), 2318 nucleotides. RefSeq names its product odorant receptor 13a-like (gene Or-14). Lineage: Eukaryota; Metazoa; Arthropoda; Insecta; Lepidoptera; Tortricidae. Gene Ontology annotation, molecular function: olfactory receptor activity; odorant binding. The record is from RefSeq and is a predicted model, not a curated record. Gene Ontology annotation, cellular component: plasma membrane. The transcript has 9 exons. Gene Ontology annotation, biological process: detection of chemical stimulus involved in sensory perception of smell; sensory perception of smell. Bases 591 to 1931 code for a protein of 446 amino acids.